CACUUGUCUCUUUGAAUUUAGCAUCUUAAGGAACAUCAAAGCUCAACAGAAUUGAAAAAAUGGAGAAGACCCAGAUCCAAGUCCCAAGAGUUAAACUGGGUAGUCAAGGCUUAGAGGUUUCUAGGUUGGGCUUUGGAUGUGGAGGAUUAUCUGGAAUUUAUAAUGCCCCCCUCUCGCAUGAAGAUGGAUGUUCAAUUAUUAAGGAAGUAUUCAAUAAGGGUGUUACCUUGUUUGAUACAUCAGACCUUUAUGGAGAUAAUCAUGAUAAUGAAAUCAUGAUUGGUAAGGCUUUAAAAGAACUUCCUCGAGAAAAAGUUCAGUUGGCUACAAAAUUUGGUAUUCUUAGAUCUGAUGGGAUGAUGUUUGAGGUAAAAGGUACCCCUAAAUAUGUGCGGGAGUGCUGUGAAGCUAGUCUUAAGCGGCUUGAUGUCAAGUAUAUUGAUUUUUACUAUCAACAUCGAGUUGACACUUCAGUGCCAAUUGAAGACACUAUGGGGGAGCUCAAAAAGCUGGUAAAUGAAGGAAAGAUAAAAUAUAUUGGGUUGUCAGAGGCUAAUGCUGACACUAUCAAGAGAGCACACGCAGUUCAUCCUAUUACUGCUUUGCAAAUGGAGUAUUCCUUAUGGACCCGUGACAUUGAAGAAGAAAUAAUUCCACUUUGCAGAGAACUUGGGAUUGGAAUAGUUGCAUAUAGCCCUCUUGGUCAUGGCUUUUUUGCAGGAAAGGCAGUGGUAGAGACUUUGCCUAGUCAGAGCUUGCUGGCUAUGCAUCCCAGGUUCACUGGAGAAAACUUGGAAAAGAACAAGCUUUUCUAUAAACGACUUGAUGACUUGGCUUCUAAGCAUGCAUGCACUCCUUCUCAAUUAGCCUUAGCAUGGCUUUUCCAUCAGGGAAAUGACAUAAUCCCUAUCCCUGGGACUACUAAAUUGAGGAACUUUGAAAACAACCUUGGAUCUCUGAUUGUGAAGCUUACGGAUGAAGAUUUGAGGGAAAUAUCUGAAGCAGUUCCUGUUUAUGAAGUUGCUGGGGAACGAGAAUAUGAUAGUUUAUCAAAAUAUGCUUGGAAGUUUGCAACUACACCAUCAAAGUGAUUGCGCAGAGAAGAAUGGUGCAAGUCUAUAAUGAAUUAUAGUUGUGUUUAUAUUUGAUCAUUAUGCUUAAUUAGUAACCUCUGGGAUUCUCCUCAAGAUAUUGCUGUAAAAAGUGGAAGGAAAAAAAAAAACAUAUUUUCCCUUAAAAGUUACUUGUGCUGGUUUAUUUAUGUAUUAUUUUAGGCUUAUGUGGGAUCUAUUUUCAUAAUUCCAUAUUCUAGUGAAGGAUUGCUUUGCCCCUUCAAGGAUUUGCCAUAUGUUGAUGUUGGCAAAUGGCAAAGCAGUUAUGUUGUUGAAGAUGAUACUACCACCUUGACGUGUGUACAUGCCAUUGUUAAUUAUAUUUACAAGUUA
Molecule: messenger RNA, 1445 nt
Organism: Gastrolobium bilobum
Lineage: Eukaryota; Viridiplantae; Streptophyta; Magnoliopsida; Fabales; Fabaceae
Product: perakine reductase-like
Exons: 7
Coding region: 60-1091 (343 amino acids)
Cellular component (GO): cytoplasm
Source: RefSeq, a predicted model, not a curated record